Messenger RNA from Abrus precatorius (Indian licorice), 2254 nucleotides. RefSeq names its product ultraviolet-B receptor UVR8-like. Bases 303 to 1898 code for a protein of 531 amino acids. The record is from RefSeq and is a predicted model, not a curated record. The transcript is spliced from 7 exons. NCBI's taxonomy places the organism in Eukaryota, Viridiplantae, Streptophyta, Magnoliopsida, Fabales, Fabaceae.
ACUCACUCUCAAAACCUAUACAAAAUUUCUGCUCUCUCUUUCUCUCUCUGCGUUUCUCUUUCUCUCAAUCUGAUUGUUACCACUACGCCAUUUCAUCAGAUACCCACUUCUUCUUUGUUUCACAAAAAAAAUAGCAACUUUCUGUACAAUUCUCCACCGAUGGUGCAGACUCAGUUUGAGGAAUCGUUGUUGAUGCCUCUCCCACGUUUGAGACCUGAGAGUUGCUAGUCAAAUAUAUUUUUGAGAAGUGUUAGAUCCUCUCUUCUUCAAAAUUUGGGCACUGUGUAAGGUUGGCAGUGCCCAUGGAUGCCACUACAAGCGGAACCCCAACUAUCCAAUACCAUGACAUCCCUGAACAGCCAAUUACUGCCACACAAUUGCCGACAUUUCAACGGCAGCAACGCCAUUGCUUCGGAAACUCCGGUCCCGGAGAGUUUCCUUUGUCUGCUAAUCCAUCCAUUGUCCUUCAUGUCCUUACAGCAUGUAAUUUGUAUCCACAAGACCUUGCUAAACUAGAGGCAACAUGCUCCUUCUUCAGGCAGCCAGCAAACUUUGCUCCGGAUUUCAAUUUGUCGUUGUCGGAGCUUGCCGCGCUGGACAUGUGCCAGAAGAGGGCCAUUUUUAAGCCACUGACAACAGAACAACGACAACAUUUGAAGCAAAGAUGUGGUGGUUCUUGGAAAUUGGUUUUGAGGUUUUUGCUGGCUGGAGAAGCUUGUUGCAGAAGGGAGAAAUCACAGGCAAUAGCAGGUCCUGGUCAUAGCAUUGCUGUGACAUCAAAAGGGGUUGUUUAUUCAUUUGGGUCUAAUAGUUCAGGACAACUUGGGCAUGGCACCACUGAAGAGGAAUGGCAACCUCGACCAAUCAGAGCUUUGCAAGGUAUCAGAAUAAUACAAGCUACUGCUGGGGCUGGGAGGACAAUGUUGAUCAGUGAUUCUGGGAAGGUUUAUGCUUUUGGGAAAGACUCUUUUGGUGAAGCUGAGUUUGGAAUUCAAGGAUCUAAAAUGGCUACUAGUCCGCAGUUAGUCGAGUCUUUGAGAAACAUAUUUGUUGUGCAAGCUGCAAUUGGAAAUUAUUUCACAGCUGUACUGUCAAGAGAAGGCAGGGUUUUUACAUUUUCUUGGGGUAGUGAUGGCAAACUCUGUCACCACACUGAUCCAAAUGAUGUGGAACCCCGCCCUUUAUUAGGAGCUCUGGAACACACACCUGUAGUGCAAAUAGCUGCUGGAUUCUGCUACCUGCUUUGUUUGGCUUGUCAACCCAGUGGAAUGUCAGUGUACUCUGUUGGAUGUGGCUUGGGUGGGAAGCUUGGACACGGCUCAAGAACUGAUGAGAAGUAUCCACGUUUGAUUGAACAAUUUCAGCUGUUAAACCUUCAGCCCAUGGUGGUUGCUGCUGGUGCUUGGCAUGCAGCUGUGGUGGGGCAGGAUGGCCGUGUUUGCACAUGGGGAUGGGGCCGUUAUGGUUGCUUGGGUCAUGGAAAUGAAGAAUGUGAAUCAGUGCCCAAGGUGGUGGAGGCAUUGAAAAAUGUCAAAGCAGUUCAUGUUGCUACAGGAGAUUAUACCACCUUUGUAGUAUCUGAUAAUGGUGACGUUUAUUCAUUUGGUUGCGGAGAAUCUGCUAGUCUUGGCCAUAACCCUGGAAAUGAUGAACAGGGAAACAGGUAUGCAAAUGUGUCAAGUCCAGAGCUUGUGACUUCAUUGAAACAGGUCAAUGAAAGGGUGGUACAGAUUAGUCUGACCAAUUCCAUAUAUUGGAAUGCACAUACCUUUGCACUAACUGAAUCAGGGAAGCUGUAUGCCUUUGGGGCUGGAGACAAAGGACAACUAGGAGUAGAGCUUGUUGCCAACCAGACUGAAAGGGGAAAGCCAGAGAGGGUUGAUAUUGAUCUUGGUUAAUUGUGUGUGCUAAUUGUGUGUGCCAGUGCCCCCCAAUUCCUUACAACAUGCAUCAUCCAAUUUAUGCACACCAUGCAUAGCACUUAGUGUUUUAGUCCCUUGUUUAUUCUGUAAAUAGAAUCAAAGAAUGCAUAGAUAAGGUCCAAGCUAGGCAACAGCUAACAAAGGCCUCUCAUCCACAGUUACUGUUAUAUUCUGUGGUUGAUAUUAGAUAUCUUGGGCUUCAACUAUAGGUUGAUAGCUGAAAUUGGUGAAGGUUCAUAUACAGCUUAGUUGUCUUGACUUUUGAAUUGGUUAUUAUAAGAUAAUUUGCUUAGACAAAGUUGGUGAAAUUUACUAAUUUAGUUUUCACUCGU